AUGAGAGAGCAACAUGACAAGAAUGUGAGGGAGGAGGAGCUGAGUCUCCUGAUGGAAACACAUGAGGAUAGUGAUGAGGAAGAUGAUUCAAAUAUUGCCCUGAUAAGUGAAGAAACCACUAACCCAAAUUACACUGAGUCUUCUGACACGCUGACAGCUGAUGAGGAACUUUUUACUGAUGAGUGUAAUGGUGAUCAGCUUGCUGAGAAAGAAAGUGACAAGUCCUCUCAAAAUAAACAGGAAGAGGAUUUUGACGUGUACCUGUUGAGUUCCUUGGACGAAGCCAAUGUGAGUGCAGAUGAUGAAAUGCUUACUGAUGAGGACAGAAGUAAAGGGCUCACUGAGAAAGCGAGUGAUGAGUCCUCUAAAAAGAGACAGCAAGAAGAUUCGGACAAGCACCUGCCAAAGUCCUCAGACAAGGCUUUGGAGAGCUGUAAUGAAGAAAUUCCUAACAAGGGCUUUACCAAGAAACCAUUUCAGAACACUAUUAAACCAGUAAUUUGGUGUAUUAACUGUGAAGCUGUAGCUAAAAUGCUUUGUGUAAUUCAGAGGCACAAGAACUACUAUUGCUGUACGGCGUGUGUCUCUGGCAGUGAUGUCCAGAACCCCAGUUUAAAGGACUUCUAUGUUCAUUUUAGUGAUGCCCAGAGUUUUCGUCUGCAUGCCAUUGCUGAGCAUGGUAGCAACCUUUACGAACACAAGAUCUGUCAGGACUGUAAUAAAACAAUCAGGGUGGAGACGGACCGCAACAAGAAGGGUCAUGUGUGCGAGUACAAAAUCAAACCGUUUUCCUGUAAUGUGUGUCACAAACGCUUCAUCACUGAAAUUGUACAAAAAGUGCAUUACCGUCGCUUGCACAGAGACUACCAAAAUGCUUGUAAAUACUGCAUGAUGGUGUUUGAUACAAAACAGUCCAAGCUAGAGCAUGAGCAGAGUCACAAAGAAGACACGCUGUGCUAUAUAUGCCCAGACUGUCCAGAAAAAUUUAGAGAUUUUGUUACACGCAAUGAGCAUUUAAAGACCCACCCAGGUCAAAAGAAACACACCUGCAGCAUAUGCAAUAGUAAAUUUUCUGAGCUUUACAGAUAUGAGAGACACUUGCGCAUCCACUCAGGGGAGAAGCCUUUCAAGUGUGAGGUGUGUAACCGUUCCUUCAACCAGGAUGGACACCUGAAGUCUCACAUGCGUCUCCACACAGGAGAGAAACCCUUCCUCUGUGAGCAUUGUGGAGAGUCUUUUAAUCACAUCAGCCUGAGGAACCACCGGCAGAGGCACCAUGGCAUCACUGACUCUAGCUGUGUGCCAGCAGAGGAGAACAAACCAAUCGGGAGACCCAUAAGGAACGAAGAUCAACCUAGGAGGCAAAGAAAAAUGUGCUCUACUACUGCUGAUGCAGAGCUGGAGAGUUGCGAGUCUGACUCUGAUGAAGAGCAGCAGAAAAGAGGUUGGAAGAGGAAAGGCACAAGGAAGAAACAAGGAAAAAAUAAUGUACAUGCAGACAGUUGA
This is a messenger RNA of Neoarius graeffei (lesser salmon catfish), 1506 nucleotides long. RefSeq names its product zinc finger protein 470-like. The transcript has a single exon. The coding region runs from base 1 to 1506 and encodes 501 amino acids. Lineage: Eukaryota; Metazoa; Chordata; Actinopteri; Siluriformes; Ariidae. The record is from RefSeq and is a predicted model, not a curated record.